Messenger RNA from Andrographis paniculata, 2629 nucleotides. RefSeq names its product cell division control protein 48 homolog C-like. Gene Ontology annotation, cellular component: nucleus. Lineage: Eukaryota; Viridiplantae; Streptophyta; Magnoliopsida; Lamiales; Acanthaceae. Bases 39 to 2369 code for a protein of 776 amino acids. Gene Ontology annotation, molecular function: ATP binding; ATP hydrolysis activity; preribosome binding. The transcript has 10 exons. The record is from RefSeq and is a predicted model, not a curated record. Gene Ontology annotation, biological process: ribosome biogenesis.
GUUAGGCUAUACCAAACCCUAACUAGAAAAAUUCGUUCAUGCGAUUGGUGGCCAUGGGAAGAGGACGACGCAUAGGGGGCGGAGCUGGUGGCGGCGGCGGCGAAAACACACGAUCGAAUUUCGAUCGCAUUCUCCGCCGUCACAUCAAGUCAGCUCCAAAAGAGAAUCAUUCGACAGUCGAACGGUUAGUGGAAUACCUCCGUAUCACAUACCCACACUACUCCCGCCACAAACUCCAACCCUUCACCAGACGAGUCCAUCAAGUAGUUCAGCUUGAUGAGGCUCAACACAAGCGGAAGAGGGACGGCGGCGAUGUUCACAACAGCAGCGCCGCCGCCGCCUCAUCCACGGUGGCAUCUACUAGUUCGUCAGGAGGCGAUUCCUCCGACGGAGAGGGAUCAAAUUCAGAGGAUGCAAUAUAUGGGGAGAAAUUUGAGCCAGAGUUUGAUUUGAUGAAGUCAAUGCUCCGGGAAAAUUUGAAGAAAAAUUCGAAGGUAAAGGAGGCUGUAGAAUUAGAUGUGGUGUACAACGACGAUGCAAAAAAGGUAGAAAUGGUGACAGAAGAAGGCCAUUUGGACAGUCAUUUGAGUAAGGCUAUCAAAACUGGCCAUGGCAACAGUGGUGGAGGUGAGAAUAAGGGUCCAAUGUUUCAGGAUUUUGGAGGAAUGAAAGAUGUGAUUGAUCAAUUGAUUGAGAGUGUUCUUGUGCCGCUGUGCCAUCCGCAACUUCCCCUUCAUCUUGGAGUAAAGCCUGUGGCCGGAGUUUUGUUGCACGGGCCACCAGGUUGUGGGAAAACGAUGCUAGCUCGGGCUAUUGCCAAUGAACUUGAAGCUCCAUUUUAUGAAAUUUCUGCCACUGAAUUGGUAUCUGGAGUCUCAGGUGCAUCUGAAAAAAACAUACGAGAGUUGUUUGCAAAAGCAUACAAGACAACUCCAUCAAUUGUGUUUAUUGAUGAGAUUGAUGCAAUUGCUUCAAAAAGGGACAAUUCGCAGAGAGAAAUGGAGAAACGUAUUGUAGCACAACUAUUGAAAUCUAUGGACAGAUCAAAUAGGCCCCAUAAACCCGUUGAGGACAAUGCAACUUCCGAAGGUUUUGAUUGUGGAAGCGGCCAUGUUCUAGUAAUUGGAGCAACUAAUAGACCAGACGCCAUUGACCCUGGUUUAAGGAGGCCUGGAAGAUUUGACCAUGAAAUUGCUUUAGGCAUUCCAGAUGAAUGUGCAAGAGUUGAAAUACUAUCGGUACUCACACGCAAUAUGAGGCUUGAAGGAGCCUUUGACUUUUUAAAGAUAGCAAGAGCCACUUCCGGGUUUGUUGGAGCUGACUUGGCAGAACUUGCCAACCGUGCUGGUAGCCUUGCAAUGAAUAAAAUUAUAAAAAAGAGAAUGGUUGAUCUUUCUGACAUGACAAUAGACAAGAAAUGGUGGAAGCAACCAUGGUCAAGAGAAGAAAUGGAAGGACUUACCAUAACUAUGGCUGAUUUUGAGGAAGCUGCUAAAAUGGUACAACCCUCCUUAAAAAGAGAAGGAUUUUCUACUGUACCAAAUGUGAAGUGGGAAGAUGUUGGAGGCCUACAUUUCCUCAGACACGAAUUCGAACGUUAUAUUGUUAAGUGUAUCAAGCUUCCCGAAAUUAGCAAGGAACUUGGAGUGGACUUGGAUUCUGGAAUUUUGUUAUAUGGUCCUCCAGGUUGUGGUAAGACAUUGAUUGCCAAAGCUGUUGCCAAUGAAGCAGGAGCUAAUUUUAUAUACAUCAAGGCUGCUGAGCUUAUGAACAAAUAUGUUGGUGAAAGUGAAGCAGCCGUGCGGGCCCUAUUUAAUCGUGCUAGGGCAUGUGCUCCAUGUAUAGUCUUUUUUGAUGAGGUGGAUGCAUUGAUGACACAACGGGGCCAUGAAGGGGCAUGGGUUGUUGAGAGGGUUGUAAACCAGGUAUUGUCGGAGCUCGAUGGCGCAGCAGAGAGACAUGGUGUCUAUGUAAUUGGAGCGACAAAUAGGCCUGAUGUCAUGGACGAUGCUCUUUUCCGGCCAGGGAGAUUCGAUAGACGUAUAUAUGUACCUCUACCUAGCCCUGAUGAUCGAGGAUUGAUCUUGAAAGCUCUUGCUCGGAAAAAGCCAAUAGAUGCCAGUGUGGAUCUAAUCGCUCUUGGAAGAGAUGUUGCUUGUGAAAAUUUCAGCGGUGCUGAUCUAAAAAAUCUGAUGAAGGAAGCUGCCUUAGCUGCCAGAGACGAUGAGUCGGUUUCAUCUUCUGAAACUCGCACAAUCAAAGAAGUGCAUUUGAAAAUAGCAUUGGGAAGAAUAUCACGUUCGGUUUCUGACAAGCAAGUUAGAAACUAUGAGCAUAUGAAAGAAAGAUUCGAGAAAAUGUUUGGCUGAAGCUGAUUGGAGGAUCAUAUGCUAAUUAAAAUAUUUUUGGAGCAUAGCAUUGCCAAGGAAACGCCCAGCUGCACAAAACCAUGAAUGCCUCAAGUCAGUCCAUUCAGCUUCAGAUAUUCAUUCAAGAACUACUACUUUGGAAGGAUAUCUCUAUCGAUUUAAAAAAGAAGAAAUUUAUGGUUUUGAACUCGCUAAUUUAUUUCAAAAUCAAUUAUUGCAUUGUUUGUUUGAUUUAGGAGUUAAUAUACAAAUUUUGGCUA